AUGAGCUCGCCACCGCAGGAUCCGCCGGAUGGCGUUAAGAGUGACGGUGGUGGCGGCCGUAGCCGCUCUUUCAAGCCGCGGCCAAGCCCGCUCGCUUUUCCGAGAGACCGUGCCUACGGCACCCUCGGCAACAACAACGACAACGGCGGCGAGGGCUGCAGCAGCGCUGGCGUAGGAAGCACUCGGCAAAGUGGCCUUCUCAUGACCAGCGGCACAAACAGGAGGCUCAGCAGCGAUUCGAUGCCGCUGUGGAGCUACGCUGCCUCGCCCAUCAUUCAAAUUCGAGAUCACUGCCAUCAGCAGUGGUUGGCGGUCCUGCUUACUGUUGUUCUGCUCCUCGUCACAUUCUACUUUGUCUUCGGUCUUUCCGCUCCCAUACGGGCAGAGCGGUGCGCCACGCCGUUUGGCAGUCUACUGGGCGAGAGCAGAGGUGUGGCGGCGUACAGCAACUGCCGCAAUGACUACGGUGGGGAUCACAUGGAAAACUUCGUCUCCGUAGGGCUGCAGCGGCUCUACACCGGCUCCAAAUGGCAGGCCCUCGAGUACACCCGCCGCUACUGGAUCCUGACAUCGCUGCUGACCUUUCCAUCGUUUCCUAGGGCUGAUCAUACCAUUCUCGCUGAUGCCGCCAACGCCGUGAACGGGCGUCGUGGAAGUCGUGGCAGCUCCGUCGUUCCACUGGAGCGGUACACAAAUCUUUUCCUGUCAUCCCAGGUUCUGCAGAACAGCAGCGAAGAUAUGCCCGUUAUGAAACUGAAUGGAGAGGCCAACAACCUCUCAGCUAGUGUGCGGCUAAGAAACUGGCGUCAGGCACUCGUGCAGCCCCACGACAUUGUCGUGUACGCCAAGAAUUCGCGGACGCUGCCGUCUGCUCACGUCGCGGUUGUGACGGCGGUGCGCGGCCCCUUUCACAGCGUCGCCGCAGCCGGCAAGGAAGUGCACUGGUUUAUUGUCAAGAACGCCUCGGUACAGGGUCGGCAGCCUAUGGCUCCUGGGUCGACGUUGCCACAGCUGCUUCUGUCGCAGGAGCACGAGGUUGUGAGUGGCGCCGUGCCGCCGAAGAACAUGACUGGCAGUGACACCGCAAGGCGCCCUUCCAGCGGCGGCUGUGAGAACGUAUCUGCUGACGAGAAAGGCGAGGAGAUGGUGCGCGGGGGUAGCGUUCUCUACUACAAGGUGUUUGUUGCAGAGCAAAACUGGGACAAUUCUAAUUGGGAAACGCUGAGCUACUUGACAAGAUCUGACUGGCACAACAAAACCAACCGAAACACCAUAACCAAGGGCAACAGCAACAGGAAGGAGUCGUCAGCGACGCAGCAGCGAAGGGCUGCAACGCAGCUGCGCAACUUUACUCGAGUACUCCUCCUGCAUGAGUACUCGAACCCGCAUGGGUUCUUCCUCGAAGACACACACAACAAUCUCAUUCUAGGCUGGGUGCGCGCCUCUUCCGAUGCGUAA
Leishmania major strain Friedlin is the source of this 1458-nucleotide messenger RNA. RefSeq lists its product as hypothetical. The record is from RefSeq and is a predicted model, not a curated record. NCBI's taxonomy places the organism in Eukaryota, Euglenozoa, Kinetoplastea, Trypanosomatida, Trypanosomatidae. The transcript has a single exon. Bases 1 to 1458 code for a protein of 485 amino acids. Gene Ontology annotation, molecular function: ligase activity. Gene Ontology annotation, cellular component: cytoplasm.